AUACACCAGUGAAAACCAGCUACGUCACACACCGGCUCAGCCUCAGAGUAGGUUUAUCCAGAGUGGGCUAGGAAUCAAGGAUAUUUGUGUUGGUCUCCGUCAUAAGAAGUAAUCGGCCAAGAGUUUGCGCUCUGCAAAAAAAGAAUCAAAUCCUUCCAAUCAUCAGAUCUUGAUUUCCAAAUGUUAUCUAAAUCUCAGUGAAGUAGAAGAUAACAUUGCACCCCAGCCCUGUACAUUUGAAAAGGUGUCGACCAAAGAGAUGAUGACUGAUUUGCAGGACCAUGGUGAUGAAAGCAGUUAUGAGGUCCCUGGAGGGAUGAGGCCUUUGUCUACAGAUGAAGUCUUUCGUGAGUCAUCGCUCUACUCCAGAGCCACCAGGGACGAGCUCCCACUCAGUACUGGGGACAUGGACGGGGCCUGGGACACUGACAGUGGGAGCAGAGGACGCAGGGCCCACCACAGCAGACUCUCAGAGGACAAGAAGAGCAGUUAUGAUGAGUUUGUUUCAUCGGACAAAGGACUUCUGCUGAAAACUCUCAUUGAUGCCGAAUCUGCUGCCAACUCGGCUGCCAUUCAGCUGGUGUCUUUUAAGGACAUCUUGGACGAUGACUUUGGGGACUCGAGGUGCUCCAGUGAUUUGCGCUUGUCCAGGCAGAAAGGCCUUUUGUUAGAUAAGUUGGAGGUCUUCAAGCGUAUCAACAAGUCUGUCCGCCAACAGCUGAAAGAGCUACAGGAUCAAGAGGCAUGCCGCAUGGAGACAGACAGACAAAUUGAUGUGUUACUGAAGAGGCUGACACAGACAGAGAGUGAAAAUCAGCAUUUGAAAUCCAAUCUGAGUGACCGAGAGAGAAGAGUAGAGGAACUGAUGUCUCUACGGAAAAAAGAAAUGGAGAAUGCAGAGUCCGUGGUCCAGCAGUCCAGAUCAGUGGAGUCCACUCGGGCGCACCUCCAGAAUCAGCUCCGCAGCAAAGAGGCUGAGAACAACCGCCUGACUGUCCAGCUCAGGGGUUUGGAGAGGACAGUCACCGAACAGAAGUUAGAAAUUGACGACAUGAAGGGUCAGAUCAAUGCUGUCUUGGAGAAGGCGGCACAGGAGAAGGAUGCCCUGAAGAGGGCCACCCGAGCUCAGAAGCAGAGGGCCGAAAGGUUUGAGGCGGCCAUGGAGAAAGGCUACGACCAGCUGAGAGACAAGGACGUGAAUCUAGCAGAGAUGCGCGCUGAGAGAGACAUGUGGAAGACUCAGCACGAGCAGAUCGCUGAGGAGAAGGUGCAUCUGGACACAGAGAUCACCAUUCUGCGCGAUCAAAUCACAAGCCUGACUGACGAGCUGCUGAAGGAGAAGGAUGCAGCAAGUGCUGCCAAUGCCGUUCUGCUCAAGAAAGUGGAGACCCUGAACACUGAGAACGGCGAGCUUGGCCUGGAGAAUGCAACACUCAAGGCCUCAAUUUCGGAGUACGAGUAUAAGUUGGAGCACUCUUUAACCGUGUACCAGGAACACAGCACACGAUCUGAAGAGAAGAAAAGCCAGCUGGAGCAGUACCAAAUUCAGAUAGCGGAGUUACAAACAGAGGUCACUGACUUGAGAAUAAAGCUGGAAAGCUUCUUAAAGGAGAAAGACAAUAUCAUAGACGGAAGACAUGCUGAGGUUGCCAAGGCGCGGGAGCAGCUUGAGAGCCGAGUGCUGGAGCUUGAGGCCUGCCCCGAGCUCCUGAGUGCUACUGAGCAGCACCUGCUGGACAGCCAGGACAACCUGCAGCGCUCCGAGAGGAAGUACGCGGAGCGGGCCGAGGCCCUCCGCCAGCACCAGGCUAAGGCCGAGCGACAGCUGGAGAAACUGAGGUCCUCUGUCGAGAUGAAGGAUUCAAUUAAUGAAGCCAACAGUCAGCUGCAGGAGAAAGUGGAAUCCCUUCAGAAGCGCAUGGAGGAGGCCCAUGCUGAGAACAGGGAGCUGGUGCACAGGCUUGGGGCCCAGGAGGAGGCCUUGCACUACAGCAGCCGUCAGCUGGAGCAGCGCUCCGCAGAGUGCCAGGCCCUCAGCCGCCAGCUGGAGACCGCCCUCACCGACGUCCGUCUGCAGGUGUCCAAGGUGAAGGAAAAGACAUCGACCCGAGAGGUCAAUCUGCAGGCCCGGAUCCAGGAGCUGGAAGCCGAGAAAAACAGGAAGGAGAACGAGCUGAAGCAGCUCAGGCAGAGCAAGAUAUCGAGUGAGAAGCAGUAUGAAGUACGCCUCAAAGACCUGCAGCUGAGCCUGGAUCAGUCAGAAAGCCACAAGCAAAGCAUUCAAAACUAUGUGGAUUUCCUCAAAAACUCCUACUCCACUAUGUUUGACGAGGGUCUCCCAUCAAGCUUGGGAUCAUCUUAUUUCUUAAAGUAAUGCUUGCAGGUCUACUUUCUGUUUGUUCUACAUGUUUGUGUUUGUGAGUCUGUGUUCCUGUCACUGUGUAAGCAUAUCAGAGAUAAUCAUUGUUGUGCUAUAUUACAAGAGAAAAUUCUGUGGAAUUCACCCUCCAAAUGUAAUCUGUGACCAGUUCCAUGGGUUGUAUUUAUACAUUUUAUAUAUUUAUUUGUAUAGACAGAUCUAUAUUAUUUCAUGGUUUAAAUUAUUAAAAUAUUUCCUAAGUCA
This is a messenger RNA of Alosa alosa (allis shad), 2623 nucleotides long. Its product is annotated as outer dense fiber protein 2-like. Gene Ontology annotation, biological process: negative regulation of cilium assembly. Gene Ontology annotation, cellular component: ciliary basal body; centrosome. The record is from RefSeq and is a predicted model, not a curated record. The coding region runs from base 260 to 2374 and encodes 704 amino acids. The transcript is spliced from 18 exons. Lineage: Eukaryota; Metazoa; Chordata; Actinopteri; Clupeiformes; Clupeidae.